CUACCUCUUUUGACCUGCGAUCGCCUUCUCUCCUCCAUCACACAACUCACUCAUCGACGACAUAACGCAAUCAUGGCCUUCAUGCUCCGGCGACCGUUCGCCGUCGCAGGCGCCCUCGCCAAAGAACUGCCCAAGACCGCACCGAAAUCCGCCUUUCGCAGCUUCCAAACCCAAGCGCAAGCACCCAUCAAACAACACUCCAUCCUCAAGCAAUCUACACCUCUACGCAGCGCAUUCGGAUCCAGCCAACAAAAUGCCUUCCGCCAGACCUUCCGCCAAUCCUCGCGAGGCUACCAAACGCAAGCACCCGCCAAUCCUCUCGCGCAAGGCAACAUCACCCAACGCCUCAUCUACGGCGGAGCCAUCUUCGGCGGCACUUUAGUCGCCAUCAACUUCAUGUUCAAUCGCGAGACCCGGGAAGAUGGCGGCAUGCCUCCUUUCGAACGAAGCUACUUGAACGACACAUUCAUGCACACCGGCCUCGGAAUCGGAAUCAUCGGCGUGGCAGCAAGAGCUUUGCAUAUGAGCGGGUGGUCAUAUAGGCUCAUGUCCGCGAACCCGUGGUUGGUGCUCGGUAUUGGUCUUGUGGGAUCGAUCGGAACGAUGAUGGGAUGCAGAGCGACGAGUCCGGAUAACUACGUUGUCAAGUAUGGGCUCUGGGCGGGCUUCAACUUGACGCAAGCUGCGCUGCUUUCGCCGAUGUUGUUCUUUCAUCCUGCGAUUUUGGCAAGAGCCGGGCUGUAUACAGUGGGAAUGAUGGGCUCGAUUGCGUUUGUGGGCGCGACGGCCAAGCAGGAGAAGUAUCUGUAUAUUGGUGGACCACUGUUGGCUGGUGUUGCGAUUGUGGCGCUGAGUGGAUUGGCGCCGCUGGUGCUGCCUGUCACUGCUACGAGGACGCUUAUGCUUACUGAGAAGUUGUGGUUGUAUGGAGGUCUCGCCGUCUUUGGCGGUUUCACGCUUUACGACACCCAGAAGAUCCUCGCACAUGCUCGGAUGGCCGAGCGUGGAGCGUUCCGCCGCGACGCCGUCAACGAGUCCAUCUCGCUUGAACUCGACUUCAUCAACAUCUUCGUCCGCAUGGUCCAGAUCCUGGCGAUGCAACAGGGACGAAGGAAGUAAGCGGGUUCCGAGGCUGCGAGAGAAGACUUUGUGAUAUUAGCGGCAUGACGAAACGACACUGGAG
This is a messenger RNA of Zymoseptoria tritici IPO323, 1183 nucleotides long. RefSeq lists its product as uncharacterized. The record is from RefSeq and is a predicted model, not a curated record. Gene Ontology annotation, cellular component: mitochondrial inner membrane. NCBI's taxonomy places the organism in Eukaryota, Fungi, Ascomycota, Dothideomycetes, Mycosphaerellales, Mycosphaerellaceae. The transcript is spliced from 2 exons. The coding region runs from base 73 to 1119 and encodes 348 amino acids.